UGUAACCUGAUUCCGGAUUUUUUUCUAUUUUUCGGUCACAUAGGUAGGCGAGGCGACAUGUUCCGGGUGUUUGUGAAAACUGGUUAAUUUAAUAGUGUUCGUUUUGAACAGCAGCAAGAGAGCUGGCUUCUGUUUUAAUACGUUUAGUAUAGGUAUUAUUUCCAUUUUGUUAGCCAUUUUUAAAAGCUGGAUUAUUUUUAACAAAUUGGUUACAGGUUUGUUGCUUGGGGGCGUGUUGCGUUCACUUGUUGUCGACAGUAAAAUACCAAGACUUACUGACGGGUUUUGCUCAAUCCGGAACUAAACAACAAAGGCGAUACUUGAAGCGUCGGGUGCCACGGAGGACAGUGGAAAUAAAUUCUGUUUAUUUCCAGUUUUUCUCAAAAUGAUGGAUCCAAUGGAUGCAGGAAUGCGUUACACUCCAAAGUCUUCGGACAAGGACUGGGAGCAGGCAGUCCAAUUCCUGCCAGCAACAGACUCCACAAAACUGGAGAAAAAGAAGGGUCCUGGGAAGGUUGGUGCCAUCAUUGGUGUAGUGAUCUUCGCCUGUGUCAUGGCUUUGAUGACAGGACUUCUGGUUUGGCAUUUCCACUUUCGUAAGGACAUCAAGGUGAAGAAGAUGUACAGCGGCUUAAUGAACAUCACAAACCAGGAGUUUAAAGAUGCUUAUGAGAACCCAAACAGCACAGAAUUUCAGGCCCUGGCUAAACAGGUAGCCUCUCAGUUGAGAGAAAUCUACUCCAGGACGCCGCAGCUCUCUAGAUAUUACGUUGACUCUACUGUGCAAGCCUUCAGUCAGAACAGUGUAAUAGCAUAUUAUCUAUCAGAGUUCCACGUUCCAGUGUCACAAGAAGCUGCUGUAGACAACACCAUGAGCAGCAUAAACGAAAUCUUAACCAAGUCACAGCGUCGCCUAACAGACCCCCAAGGAGCUUUACUUUUUAACAGCGUAGAAACUUCAGCUGUGGACUCAAGGAUGUUUGCAAAGUCUUCAAUUCAGAGAUUCAGCGCACGCACUAGGCCAAACACGGCCAUACUUAUUGAGUCACCAGGGUUUCCCAACUACCCAUACCCACCCAACACAUUGGUGCAGUGGCAGUUACGGGCUGACCCUAACAACGUCAUAAAGCUAGAUUUCCGUACCUUCAAUCUGGAGGGAGACUGCAAAAAUGAUUUUGUGAAAGUGUAUGACUCGCUGGCAGCCAUCGAGAGCCGCAUAAUGGCUGAGAAGUGCGGAUACUACUCUCCAAACGACCCUCUCAGCUUCAUCUCCUCUGGAAAUGUCAUGCUGGUCACAUUGGUAACCAAUGAGGAAGGAGACUAUCCUGGCUUCAGAGCUCAUGCUACUCAGUUGGUGAAGGGCAGCAGAGACGUAACAUGUGGUGGAAUCCUGACAGGAAAUACUGGCACCCUUACAUCACCAAACUACCCAAAAUAUUACCCACCUCUUACCAAGUGUGAAUGGACUAUUCAGGUGCCCUCUAAUAUGAAUGUGAAGCUGCUCUUCUCCAAAUUCAUGAUGUCGAAGGGUGACCCAAAAUGUCAGAAGGACUAUGUCCAAGUCAAUGAAGAAAAGUUGUGUGGUGAACUUCCAACUAACACAGUGCGGACGAGCAAAACAAACCAAAUGACUGUUAUCUUCUACUCUGAUGCAUCAUAUGUAGAUCGAGGAUUUAAUGCCAUCUUCACAGCCUUUGAGCCCACUAACCCAUGCCCGGAUAAGUUCUUGUGCAGCAAUACACGCUGUGUCAGCCAUGACCUGCGCUGCGAUGGUUGGAAUGACUGUGGAGAUAGCAGUGAUGAGAAGAAGUGCAAUUGUGACUCAACCAUGAUCAGCUGUAGGAAUGGUCUGUGUAAGCCAAUGUUCUGGAAGUGUGAUGGCAUUGAUGACUGUGGAGACAGGACUGAUGAAAUGAAUUGUGCCUCUUGCAAGGCAGGCGAGUUUGUAUGUGGUAAUGGUAAAUGUAUCUCAGACAAACAGAAAUGUGAUCGGCAAAACGACUGUGGUGAUAAUUCGGAUGAAGCUGACUGUGGUAGAGCAACACCAUGCACAGAGAGUAAUUAUCUGUGCAAGAAUGGCCAGUGCCUCACUAAGCAGAACCCAGAGUGUGAUGGAGUGAAGGACUGUGAGGAUGGAUCUGAUGAGGACUGUGGGGAUUGUGGAACACGACCCUAUAAGACCUCACGUAUUGUGGGUGGUCAGGAUGCUACAGAGGGCGAGUGGCCUUGGCAGGUCAGCCUUCACAUAAAGAGCUCUAUCCAUGUGUGUGGAGCAUCUCUGAUCAGCGAUCGAUGGCUAGUCACUGCUGCUCACUGCGUACAAGAUGAAGGCUCAGUGAAGCUCUCUCAGCCAGGCUCAUGGGAGGUGUACCUAGGCCUUCAUACCCAGAAGCAGCUAGAUAAAGCAGAGAAGCGCUACCUGAAGCAGGUCAUCCCUCAUCCCAAUUACAGUGAAUACACCUUUGACAACGAUAUAGCCCUAAUGGAGCUGGACCAGCCUGUCAUCUUCAAGGACACCAUCCGGCCCAUCUGCCUGCCUUCCGCCUCCUACAACUUUCCUGCAGGCAAGGAGGUCUGGAUAACUGGCUGGGGUGCCACAAGAGAAGGAGGCACUGGUGCAACAGUGUUACAGAAAGCAGCAGUGCGUAUCAUUAACAGCACAGUGUGUGAUGAACUGAUGAAAGGGCAGAUCACUUCACGCAUGACAUGCGCUGGAAUCCUACAAGGAGGAGUGGAUGCUUGUCAGGGUGACUCUGGUGGUCCACUCUCUAGUCUUGGCACUGGCCGGAUGUUUCUGGCAGGAGUGGUGAGCUGGGGUGACGGCUGUGCCCGCAGGAACAAGCCUGGCAUUUACACCACUGUACCCAAAUUCCGUGCCUGGAUCAAAGAGAAAACGGGAGUAUAACUCCAAGGAAAAAGGAUUGCUUAGGACUAUGGACAAAAACUUUAGUGAAACAUACUGUUGACUGUAUAAUGAAUUCUUUUCUGAAUUGUGCCUAAGUAGACAAAUGGAUAAGGACCAUGCAUGGAGCCUUUAGAGAUGUUCAAUAUUGAGGCUGUUGUUGAGAUUAGGUCAAAGAUGUAUUUGACCCAGUGCAUGAUAAUCUGUAUUCUUGAAACAUUUUUUUGGGCGUCUUAUCUCUGUGGUUUUAUCAGUUAUCCACAAAACUCAUACAGUUUUUUAGAUAUUUUUGAAUGGAAUGCUCAUUCAUGGUCAUCUGUUUUAUAUUUGUAUAUUUUAUGUAGGGAAAUACCAGGGUUUUGCUUUACUUUAUGUAAAUAAAUGUAUUUCCUUCUUUUUAACGUACUUACUUGGAAAACAAUUUUACUGUGUGCUUGUAGAUAGCAGCAAAAAUUAAUGUUUUUCUGUUAUUAUUAUUGUACCAAUUAUUACUUUUUUUAAAGAGAUUAUGAUGCUAUAUGUGGGUGUUGUUGUUGAGGACAUCCUCUUACACUCAUACAUCCCCAUAUACACUAAAAUGUGAAAUGUGAAAUGUGCUUUUUGUCAGUUUUCUGUUCCAUUCAGCAUUUGAAGGGGAAUUCCACCAGUUUUAGAAAAUAUCAAUAAAUUAGCUAUAAACAAGUCAGCUUUCUGUGAGGCAUCUUGUAAAGGCAUCAAUCACUGCAUCUGGAUCCUGUCACUACUGUUGUUGGAGGUUUCUCUAGGAUAGCACAUUUCAUGUCAGACUACUCUGAAUAACUUUGGUGGAGUUUCCCUUUAAUUAUGGGGAAGACAGACAAUGCCAACCCAACAUUCUCUAAUGAGCUUAAAUGUUGGAUUGGUGUCAUUUUUUGUUUAUUGUUAAAGGCAAGAAAGUCCCUUUUUAUACAUUUGGCUCAUCAAGCUGUGCUUUUUUUUUGGUCUGUUUUUUGUAUUUCUUUUUAGCUGGAAGAUGCUUUAGAAUUUGCUUAUUUGAGUCCUUAGAAUUUGUCUCAAAUGCUAACUUUGAAAAUCAAAUAUUAUAUAAUGUACUGUGAGGUUGAAGCAGUUUCUUAGAUAUACACAAGUGUAUGCAAAGCACUUGAAGAUUGUCUUCUAUGUAUAUUAGGAAAUGUGCCUUUUAAAUAGUGAUAACCUCAGGUCUUUGAGCUCAUUGUUUUUUCAUGAAUUUCAUUUAACUAUUGCAUUUUAGACAUUUAGAAGGUUUUGGAAGACUUAUUUGUGGCCCAUGAUUGCGAACGUUGAUCAUCUAAUAAAUAUUCCCUCUAGUUCUGUUCUGUCUGCUCCUAUUAAAAUGGACAGUGAAACAUUUGA
Molecule: messenger RNA, 4255 nt
Organism: Colossoma macropomum (tambaqui)
Lineage: Eukaryota; Metazoa; Chordata; Actinopteri; Characiformes; Serrasalmidae
Gene: st14a
Product: ST14 transmembrane serine protease matriptase a
Exons: 19
Coding region: 386-2905 (839 amino acids)
Biological process (GO): proteolysis; acrosome reaction
Cellular component (GO): membrane
Molecular function (GO): serine-type endopeptidase activity; protein binding
Source: RefSeq, a predicted model, not a curated record